CCCGACGCUGUAAUGGAACAUAGCAACAGUCUCACCCGCUUAUCUGCCCCAAGUUUUUGUCUUAACAAAGAUUAGCUUUUGCUCGAUGAAGUCAGUUUCUAUGUGGGCGCGAGAGGUUAACCGACUUCGUUUCGAGAGCCCGCAGAACACAGGAUGCGAUGUUAUUUGCGCGCAUUGCUCCUGUGCACGGGCUUCACCUUUUUUUCGUCGUUCUACGUGAUCAAUCAUCUCGCAUCCACCCUGGAGGACGCCACCCGGCGGGGCCAGGAUGAGCAGAGGACACCCGACGGAAAGAGUCGUCACACGGGGGACGGUGUCAGGAAAAGACCCGGAUUGACAGGCCGCGGAGCUCGCGAGCAGGACAGGUGUAAAUCACUGUCAGUCUCUUACUGGAAUCCGUACUGGAGACUACCUGCUGAUGUUUGUGGACUGAACUGCUUUUCGGAUUCAUCCUUUAGUGACAGGAUAGACUCCGAAGUCAAAGACGGCGGCGAUGAUAGUAGUCACCUGGCCGUGGUGGCCUGCGGGCCUCGGUUGGAGGAGACGCUCACCAUGCUCAAGUCUGCUGUCCUGUUCAGCAAAAAGCCUCUCAAGUUUUACAUCUUCGCCGACGACGAGCUUCAGGCCGGCUUUCGAAAUGCGCUACACUCCUGGCCGACGUCUGUUCAAACCAGGUUUAACUUCACCGUCUACCCGAUCACUUUCCCCAGCGGGAAUGAGAAAGAAUGGAAGAAGCUCUUCAAACCGUGUGCCUCUCAAAGGCUCUUUUUACCAUUGAUCCUGAAGGAGGUGGACUCGUUACUGUAUGUGGACACAGAUAUCCUCUUCCUGCAGCCCGUGGAAGACAUCUGGGUCUUCUUCUCCCAGUUCAACACGAGCCAGCUUGCUGCCAUGGCGCCGGAGCACGAGGAGCCACGGAUCGGCUGGUACAACCGCUUCGCCCGCCACGCUUACUACGGCACGACUGGCCUCAACUCCGGGGUCAUGCUCAUGAACAUGACACGGCUCAGGGAAACCUUUUUUAAGAACGAUAUGACAACAGUUGCGCUUCAAUGGAGUGAAAUGCUGAUGCCCCUUCUUCAAAAGUACAAACUCAACAUCACCUGGGGGGACCAAGACCUUCUCAAUAUCAUAUUUCAUCACAACCCAGAAUGCCUCUACGUGUUCCCCUGCCAGUGGAACUACCGUCCGGACCAUUGCGUCUAUGGUCUCAACUGUCACCAAGCUGAAAAAGAUGGCGUUUUCAUUCUCCACGGUAGCAGGGGAGUCUACCAUAACGAAAAGCAGAUGGCGUUUAGAUUCGUUUAUGAGGCCAUCAAGCAGUACCCCUUUGGUGAGAACAUGGAGACCUCACUGCUUCAGCCGCUUGAAGAGUCUCUCCAGACCACCACCCCGACUUACUGUGGACGGCAGAGCCACCUGUUCACCAAGAGGCUCAAACAAAGUAUUGCAUCUGUUCAACAGGAGGUCAGGCGGGGCAGAUGAGCUGCGUUAGAUUAGUUAUAAACACAGAGCAACGUCGUACUCUCUCUUGGCAAUCCGAACGUUUGUAUAGUGAUGGUCACUCCGACGUACGUACGUAUUUAAGUUCUGCAUGCUCCGUCCCACCCACCACUGGCAGGUGUUUGAAGAGGUGCGCAGUGCACAAGCACAUCAAUGUUGAUGUCACAAAAUGGACCUUUCCGAUGGCAAUUUUAAGCUCCGCCUCCUUAGCCAUGUCCCACAAGCUGACAAAAUGGCGAAACGUUGGCGAUCGAUGCAAAAAAAAGUUUGACGCCUCACAAACUUCAAACUUCAUAUUGAAAUCCAACAGUGGAAUCGUACUGCACACCUAAAGCAGGGCAAGUACUUUUUACUAGGAAGGAUCACGACUAAUACCAUUGUAGACGUCAUAACUGAGUGGGUGUAUUCAUUUGACUUGGCUCGUAAUGGAAGCCAGUGCUCUGUCUUAAAAGUCCGAUGUGCUACAAAUGGGCAAAUAGACAUUUCUCUUGCAUGAGAUCGCGUAUUUACCUAUCACUAGCCCGACUCGUCGGCAUAAAACAUUACACACUUCAUUCAGCAGGUCAGUGAUACAUUAACAAAGUGAAAGUUGUUCUCCUGCAAUGUAUAAAGCGCUCAUAAUAAUUCAAUCAAACUCAAAGAAGAUACUUCUCCCUCACUUACCUUCUAACAUACAGCCUAGUGUUUGUUGAUAUUGUCCACAUUUAGUUUUACGUGCCGUCUUCCGCGACCCUUAAUCCAUCGCAGACACUUCGUCUACUGGGUUUUAGGGUUUGGAAAAUGAAUCAACCGGGCCCCUUGUAACCUAGCAGGACAUCUUUCAUCAGAAUUGCACAUUCCCCAAGCGCAUCUUAGGACCAUUUUCUUCGUAACAUUAACUUUUCCAAGCGCACGCUACUGACAACCACCAUUGCUUGUGGGACAAUACGGCGAGAGGGGCGUGUCAAGCCAGGAGUGAAGACAAUGCGGCUAUCUGAUUGGCUAUUAUCGUACGAGUGACUGACAGGUCGGAAAGGUCCAUUACUUCAAUGCCAUGCCUCCUCUUGCCAGUUAGUCAUAAUAACCGCCAUGCACAAUAGAAGUAAACAGAACCACUAGAAAUAUGUCAGGAAAGUUGCAGGACAGAGUUGUGUAAUGAUGCGCUGAAGGGGAGAACAUGCAAACUCCGCAUCAAAAGCAAAGCAAUUUCGCAUAGCGCAUUUCAUACACAAGGUGACUCAAUGCGCUUUACCGAAAGCCCUCAAGUGACGAGUCAACCGUGUUGGUAGAUGCGCUAACCACGUGCUCCACUUUGCUCGCACAAAAUAUUUUAUUGUGGAGAUACGGUAAAUAAAAAGACGGGGACACGGAAUCAGGCAUGUCACUUUACUGAUGCAAAAUGGUUUUCACAUCAAACAGCCAAGGACUCCCUUUGAUGUUUCAUCUCCUGCCCCUCCCUUGAACAGUCACGCGCCUGGUGAAUGUCUCCCUCAUGUGAGUCACCACAUUAUCACGAUAUUUACCCAGCAAAAAAAAUAUGUCAGCCGUCCAUAACGCGAUACACACAAAUGUAACUGAACUUAUGGAUACAAUUGUCUUGCUUACUAAAGUGAAAAAAAUGUUCUUAAUAUAAAGCUUUUCAGUCACAGCAUUUUGAAAAUAAUAGAAAGAUGAUGUACUCAAAGUGCUGUUUCCCCCUCAGCCCCCCACUCACUCUCCACAGGCAAUAGAAAAUAAGUAUUAUACCAAAUAAAAAUGCAACACAAACUAAAUGACUCCUGAGGAAUACCAGGUGCUGGAUUGGGCAGUCGUCUCAAGGAAAAAGUGCAAAUUACAGAAAGCACAAUUGCGUCCUAAUGUCCCGCGUGGCAGUGAGAGCUCUGAAAAGAAAAAAGAAAGAAAGGUUGACCUGUGUCUUUCAUACCAUUUUUACAUACCGAGUGGUCUAAUGAGCCUUUUUCUUUUGUGCCGUUUGAGAGGUUCCACAGUGUUCUUCAAAGAUUUUUCCCUUCAGAACAUUUGGUAUACGCAGGCCAAAAGGCUGCAUGACAAACAGGCUCAAGCCUACUGAAUUAUUAUUUGUUUACAACUUUCUUACUGUGUAAAUUGGCUUGGUAGCCACACGCAACUUGCUUAAUUUUUCAUGUUUUCAAGCGCUGGUUCAUAUAAAACACCAACAUCACCCCCUUAAAAAAAACAAGUAGAGGAAAAAAAACUGUUUAGAGUACUUUGCUUCUGCAGAAAUGAUUAAUUUUACAACAGAACAGGCACUUUGAGACAAUCAGGUUAUUUUUUAAGAGUUAUAAUCGCAAUAAUGUCAUGAUGAUCACUUUGCGCAUUUAGCCUAAGGUUUUCAGAAACUCAGUAGGGGAUAUAUUAGUUGUCCUAUAAGGAGAAACUGCUUUGUAAUUGAACUUUUUAAGCCGCUGUAGUACAAAGACAAGACCAUGAAUGUACGUGUUAAAUAUUGCCUGCCUGUUACCUCCUCACGUAUUGAAAUGAGUAUGAUUUGAUCGUUUUCAUGUGCAAUAAAUCUCAAAACAGUACAACGAACAAAUGAUGCUAGCAUUAAACAGUAUCCUGGCUGAGCCACUAUAAUUUCAGAACAUGCACCCAUAAAAAUCUAAUUUUCUUGUAAUUUCAAAAGGCACACAAACAUUGUUUUUAAAUAAUUCUCGUUUAACUGGAGAAUGUGUUCAGAGGUACUGGGUAGCUUUAAUAUAGUAUGAAAAUAGAAAUGUAAAAUGUAUGUAUGUAUUUGGUUUCUACAGUACAGUAUUUAAAAUGGCCUGCCAUUGUGACUGCCUUGUGUGUUGAUUACUUUUAAGCGUAUACUGUAUAGUAUCGUCUCAAUGAAUGUAAGUGGCUCAGAAAAUGGAUGGAUGGAUGGAGUGUUUCCCUCCCCAAGGCUAAGUUGACACGAUGUUCCUGGCAGGCACGGCAGCCCUGUUUUCCCCAAAAUGUAGCAUGCUAUGGGAUUUUGGCUUAUUUUCCCGUUCCGUAUAUACAGUAAAUCUUGCUAAAUUUUCUCACAGUCAAUCACGGUGUUUAUGGUGGGCCUUGUCUCAACGGGCCUGCUAAUUUCUCGAGGAUCAAAGUCGCGUUAUGUUUCAGCCCAGUGUUGUUGCCAAAAUAUCCGUUUUCAAAGUUGUGGCGCAAACCCAUUGCCCAGCUGUCUGGGUUCACCCUAAGUUACUACUUACUUACAGAGGUGGGGAGUAGUGAGCUAGAGUUACAUUAUUACAUUUACUGUAUUUUCCGCACUAUAAGGCACACCGCAUUAUAAGGCGCACCUUCAAUGAAUGGCCCAUUCCAAAACUUUUUCCACAUAUAAGGCGCAUAGAAUAUACACUACAGUAGAGGCUGGUGUUAGGUUAUGCAUCCAUUAGAUGGAGCUGCACUAAAGGCUCAAUAUUGAUCCAUAUAUAAGGCGCAUCGGAUUAUCAGGCGCACCAUCGGCUUUUGAGAAAAUUCAAGGCUUUUAGGUGCGCCUUAUAGUGCGGAAAAUACGGCACUCAAGUAUCAUUUUCUAUCAACUGUAUUUUUCAGAAUACUUUAAAUACAUUGUGCUUUUUAAUUUUAAUUAAUUUAAUUUAAAUUUUCGAGUAUUUGUGAAGAAGGAUCAGUAGUUUUACUCCGUUGCCAUGAAAUGAAUAAUUUUUCACUCAUCAGAUGACACGAGGCAGUCACAUGACCGUGUACUUCUCGAGCCAUUCAAAAUGACUCAUUUUGGAGGGGAAAAACAGCCGUGCAACUCUGUUCUUCAGACUCCAAAACCCAACAUCUUUAUCAUGCAGCUCUUAAAAAUUGUGACUGCUCAAACUUGCCUUUUUCAGCCCAAUUCAAACUUGUGAAAACACCUUGGAGUCGUUUCCUUUGUUGUUUUGGCAGUGGAUAUGCCAAAAUUAGCACUAUCAUCCCUAUGGUGUCACACACGCAAGUCUGGUCUGCCUGCAGCUUCAUAAAGUCAUUUAAUUGAAUCAAGGAAAUGUUUCUGUUGGGCCCAAUUUUUCAGGCAAUUAAAAAUGAACCCGACAACACAGCCUGUCACGUUUGCUCUUGCGUUGUCUCACGCCAUCCCGUUUUAUCCACAAUGCCCUAAAAAAAGGGGUUGCUAUGGCCGCCACGAACAUAGUGUAGGUACAGCAUCAGCUAAAACCAAACAUAUUUUUGUGAAAUAGAAAACUUGUGUGAACAGAAUGUUUUUGAAUUUUUAUAUGCUGUAAUCCCCAUUAAACUGUUGUUUUAUCGGUUAGCGGUAUCAGUUAGAUUUCCUGGUGGGAUACAUUACGGUCAUACACGACCGUUCCUCAACAUUUUACAAUUUCUGUAGUCGUAUGGUGUAAAACACAAAAGCCUUUCAGGAGCAGCAUUAAUUGCACACACACGCGCGCGUGCUGUCCCCAUAACGAGGAGCAUUCAUCUUUGAAGCGGCAAUUAAAUAAGAGGAAAUCAGUGUGUCAUGACUUGAAAAAAUGCUAAAAGCUGAUUAAGAAGGCGGAAAAUAUGUCGGCAUCCGUUGCCCCCCCGGCCCUGCAUUUGCACAAGCCGAUUGACAUACGGCAGAUGCCUCGAAAUCGGCAACGCGAUGAAUUUCAAACACUUUCUACCCUAAGAAGCUGUUAAAUAUUUCAGUUUUUGACAGGGAAGUGUGGUGUGUGUGUGUGUGUGUGUGUGUGUGGCGGGGGGCUGAUAUCUACAAUAACCAAGAGUUGCAAAAAGAAUUCACAACUCGUGGUAAGCCAUACCUUAAACUUUCUUGAGGCAAAGUCUAUAUAGGCCGGACAUGGUCAAGUGAUUAAAAGCGCAAGGGAGGUCCAUUAGUGUGUCACUUUAAAUUAUAUCAGUGCAAAAAAAAAAAAAAAAGAAAAAAAAUACGUGUACCCUGUAGCAAGAUGAAUGAGGAGAAUCUCAACGUAAACGUGGUUGACUUUCAAGGGGGACGCUAAUGCUGCUACAACCUGGUUAGACUCCCCCCCACACACCCCCUGAGAAUGAUGCUGAACGAGAUCUCAUUCAGUCUUACAGGAACAGCCACUAGAUUAUUCAUGUUAUUGCUUGCACCACUUGGCCUCUCUAUUGCUCAAUAACGAUCUUUAAAGCCCGGGCAUAAAUUAAAACAGAGACUGACAGGGAGAAUAAAAUGGGUCGCAAAGUUAGGAAUAUGCAAUAUGAGCGGGCGAGAAAGGUCAUCAAAGGCAGUAUGUACUGUCUGUUUUCUCAUAAGCAGUAAAACAAAAACAAAAAAAAAAAGACUUUUGUGAGAGCUCAACAUCCAAUUCUAAAAACCUCAAGGGGAAGCGGUAAGUAAUAUUUAACCUAAAAAAUGCUCAUAAGGUCCAAAAUAUAAACAUCCUGGAGGACGUUAUAAAAAGUGAUCGAAGAACGUGUCCCUACCGCUGCACUGAAAUAUACAUCUUUUAGCUAUAAAAGAUGCAUAAAAACUCCGUGAUUCAUAUACUGUGAAUAGAUAUGUCAGUAUGGGGUAAUUUGGGCAUAAAAAGUUUAUGAAACUAAGUCCAUUACUAGCAAAAUAUUGCGCAGUGGGUCUUGUAAUGUUUGCUGGGUAAUGUUUAUGAUUUGUUGUUGUUGACAAACUUGUGGGGAUUCUGCCUGGGCACGACAGAGAGCAAAUAUUAUGAGCCACUCAAUAUUUAAUCAAAUAAUGCAGCUUUUAAAAUUCAGACGGUCUCCAAUUGAUGUCUCAGGUAGGUUUUUACUCAUGCUGUGCAAUAUAACAAACGUUGCUUGUAGGUUUGCAUUUUAAUGGAUUUUUAAUGCCAUUUCGUCUUUAAACACUCGCUAAUGAGGCAGCGAGUAUGUAAACAGUGUUAAAUCUACUUCUCUGUGCAUCUUUUCUGGCUACUUUUUACACUGCAGUGGUCAUUUUCAUCAGCAUUUUAUUUGUCCACACUUUUAAUUGCAUCUGUAAAUCAGCCUUAAAAGCAAAUCAUGAACCAUAAUUUUUCAGCCUACGAGCCCCAGCUUUUUUCACACGCUUUCAACCCUGCGGUGUAUGCGGUGAUGCGGCUAAUUUGUGCAUUUUUUACCUAACGGCCGCAAGAGGGCACUCGAGCGGAAAAGGUAAGAAUGAGACCGGUGGAAUAUAUGUGGCGAGGAAGUGACUUUUACCGGCCCUGUUAGUGCUGCGCUAGAGUUAGCACUGUACUAGCGUGUUACUGCCGUGUCUCAGUGAUAUUUACCGGUAAGUUUUAUUUUAACUGGCCCUGUUAGCGUUAGCACUAGCGCCAAGCUAGCUUUAAACUCUUUCUUUGUACUGUAUUUGUCUGUAAAUAUCUCGUGAUUCAAUGUGGGCACUUGCGGCUUUUACACGACUGCGGCGUAUGUAUGUACCAAAUGGUACUUACUUUACAAAUGUACUCGGUGAGGCUCUGUAGGCCAGGAAUUACAGUAAUUUACCCCACAGCGGCUAGGCGUAGAUCCUUCCUCAAAGUAGCAGAGCAGGCUGAGAAAACAUGCACAUGCAAAUAAAAUGAUAUAAUUAGCAGAAUGCCCAUGCCUGGACAUAAUCAUCACGCCAGGUGAGAAAAUGCCACACUUCAAUUCAUGAUCUGACAGAAUGAUCGAAAACGGUUAUCCACACAGAUGCCGGUUUUGGAAGUCCUACUAUUUCUUUCCGAGUGGUGGGUAGUGUCUAAACAUUACAAAAUACACUCAUUGGUGACUUUGUUAUGAACACGGCUAUGAAAGUUCGGGAGAGAAAGAAGUGUGCAUGAAAAAAAAAAAGCCUGAAAAAAAAAAUCUGAGUGAGUUGUGUGCUGCAAACAAAAGCCUGAAAACGAAGCACAGCAUUAAAAUGACAACAGCAGUCACUCACAUUUGAAAAAUGUACGGGUGUGGUCAGUCACGCCCGCAGAUAUAAAGUUACGGGUGUGGUUCACCAGUCAUGCCCGCAAAUAUAAAGUUGCAGGUGUGUGUUCUGUUUGUAAUUAUGAGUGUAUCCCUUUAAGAGCGGAGGGCGGCGGAAGUUGAAGUAGGCUGAGCAGCAGCUAGUUAGAGACGUCUGUCAGUGGUUCACUGCGCUCGAUCGGUUUUCAUGUGUGCUGAGAGUGCGCGACAAGUGCGCAGUUGCGGAGCUUAGGGGGAACAUUGGUCAAGACUGCACAAAAUAAGCAACGUUUUUCAAUAUCUAUGUAUUUCUACUUGUAACAAAUUUUACGGACGUGAUAUUUCGGUCUCUUCUGUGCAGAUUUGUGAGUGUGAUGGCGCGCGGGCACAUAACCACCCGUCAAAUCACAGCGGCUGCAACAGUGGACAAUAAUACAAAAAAAAAGGCCUGAAAAAGAAGCACCAAAGUAAACAAGAGCAUUGAGCUGCACAAAAUCUUAAAAAGAAAACAAGACGAUCAUUUCGUACUUAGCUGUAUCUGUGCCUAAUGUUGUGACCGGUAAAUGUAUGACUUUAACGUGUCCUUUCACGAGCGAGCGACAUUCCGGAACGCCGAGCGCGAACCACAUUUACGGCACGCUGCCCUCAGAGCUACGCGGUGCGGCUCAAGAAAUAAUCCACCGCCAACCUUAGCCAAAUGUUGCCGCCCGCUCUCCUCACAGUCCAUAAACAACCACGCAAAGAGCAUCCACGCUGACCCGGGGGGGCUAUCGCCUCUGCCGACAUCGCCCGUGCAGAUAUUGAGACAUGUUUUAUGGAUGCAUAAUAUUCAAACACAGAAACAUAAGGAUGUUAUUAUACAGACUCUCGUAUAUUGUUUUUUGUUUUGUUUUUUUACGGUGUGUUUGGCGCAAAUGUCACGGAGACGGAGCAUUGGCAAUGCUCUCGUAAUACCGUCUGUAUUACCGCUCAUAAAAGAGCAGAUCAAUCACUUGAGCUGUCCUUUUCCCCCCUGAUAAAACGUCUCAUCAAUGAUCCCCCUCCCAACGCUUUAAAGCUGAAGGACCGCCGCUAAGAAUCCAUGCCGUGCCACGCAUUGUUAGCGAACAAUAUGCUACGUCUUUCUGCAUGUUACACUUCCUUGAUUAGAUCGAAGACUUUUUCAAUUGUCAAAUAAAAUACUCCCAGUUACUUACAGUACUUUAUUAAACAGUUAAAUAUUCCACAUUUCCCUGCCAUUCACACUUCUGCAGUUUCAACUAUGUAAACGUCCAACCAAAAUUGUGACCUGCUGUAGCCGUAACCCCACCGCCUUAGGACUGGCCCGCACAUCGAGAUUUAAUCAUGAUAAUUAUUGACGCUUAUCAAGAUGAACAUACCAUAAUUUCUCAACUAUAAUGCGUCCUUAAGUAUGAUGUGCACCCCCAAAGUUGACCUAAAAAAAAAAAAAAAAAAAAAAAAUCAGGAAAACCCUUCUACCAAUGUACAAUCCGCACCACCAAUUUAUAUUUUGUUAGGUUUAUACUUGUAUUGUUUUUCAAAAACUGGACAACAAUCAUAAAUAAUAAUCAUUCUGCAUGUGCUGAUGUAGCGGUAAUAUAUAACUCGGGACGCGCUUGUCCCCGUCCUUGUAAUUGUCAGAAGAGAAUCCCUGAACCUACUAAAAUAAAUGCACAAUGAUAGGAUAACAUUUUACUAAUACUGUUGAUAACACAUAUUACAGUCUUAAAAAUAACGAUUAACACUGUUUAACUUAAACAUAUUUGUGCAUAAAAUGUUUGUGCAUUGUGCAUUUUAUCUUGUACAUUACACAUCCUUGGCCAAGAUUUCAAAAGAAGCAUCUGACUCAUCGCCAAUCUGAAAAAUAUUCACGGUAGCUACCUUUGGUGCAUCACUGUCAAACUCAUCAUUGAUGAAUUGGUACAGUUCCGGUACCUCUUGCAUUGAUUCAUGAACAUCCCAUCUUGCGCCCAACGCAUGUCAUCAUCUGUGCCAUCCAUAGCGUUUGUGAGGAGACGUUUUUUUUUAAUCCCAAGACUUUGGGUUGAGCGGCGCAGGCUCUCCACCUCCAUCUGGCGCCAAUCUGGAGCAGCCUUCCUAGAGCGUCUAGUUGCUAUCAAAACAACGUGAGCUCAAACAACAUAGAAACGAGCAUAAUGGCCACAUUUUUUUUAAAAAGUGAGCAUUCCAAUUGUGUACUUUUUAAUGGACUCGAUUAUGCUGGUACUACGUAGUUUGAGCUCACGCUGUUUUGAUAACGACCUGAAGGCAUUGGGCUCUCGUAGUUUUGUAUUGCCGCACUGCUUCCCGGUUCCUCGCGUCAGCGAAGACACAUUUCUUUUAAAAGCGGCUGCACAACUAGUCGUUGUAAUCGACAUUCUUUUGUCUUAGUUUAAGUUAAAACAAACUCACGGGCAGUCGUUUCAACAAACAUGCUACGCUAACAAUUGUGAAAUCCAAAGUUCACCCGAGGGAGAAAGAGAGCUCAGGUUUGUGGUGCACAUUACCGUAAUAUAUAUAAAUGUGUCACAUAAGACAUUGAAUAUCAUAUCGAAAUGUAUAUGUAUACCUUUUUUACCACUCUGUGUAACUGUAUACGACUAUAUAAUGGGAUUGUAUUUUUUAAUUUUUCAUCCGUACCUAAAUAUAAUGCGCUCUAUUAACUUUUUGCAAAUUUUUUUUUUUUAAAUUGCGCAUUAUUUUUAAGAAAGUACAGUAUUUCCUCAAUCAAUAAAUGACUCACUGCAGACAGAGUUUAGGAAGACUACGUGGAUUUGGUUUCAGGGGGCAGGGCGUUGGUAUGAGGGAGGCAUGCGCCCCCUUUCACACCAGCGGAUAGCCGGCCCCGCUGCAAUCAUUAGAUUUUCUCGAAUGACUGUAUCGUGAUAUUUUUGAGAGAUGAAUCAAUCUUGUAACUAUAAAUUGUU
This is a messenger RNA of Syngnathoides biaculeatus (alligator pipefish), 11258 nucleotides long. RefSeq names its product glucoside xylosyltransferase 1-like. The transcript has 8 exons. Gene Ontology annotation, molecular function: UDP-xylosyltransferase activity. Lineage: Eukaryota; Metazoa; Chordata; Actinopteri; Syngnathiformes; Syngnathidae. Gene Ontology annotation, biological process: protein O-linked glycosylation via N-acetylgalactosamine. The record is from RefSeq and is a predicted model, not a curated record. The coding region runs from base 154 to 1485 and encodes 443 amino acids.